AUGAUAUCCGCCGUCUGGCCGCACACUUCUUACGCGGAGGAUCAGCCUCUUCCGCACCUCAUUCUCACCACUCAUGUCCUCGAUCGCGGCUUCCAAGCGGGUUCCGUAGUCGGAUUGGCUGCUGGAAUCGUCCACGUCGGUUUGACUGCGUUGCGCUCCACGGCCCCCAACUUCCGCAUGUCAGCCAGCCUUCUCACGCGAUCGACUGGGUUCGGCGGCAUCGUCGGCUUCAGCAGCAUGGCACUCAUGCUUCCUGUUCGUAUGGCGGGAAAGGAGAUAAUCGAAUGGCAGGAUCGGAGCUGGAGGCUCCUUGAGAACAAGGGACAGAUGGAGGUCGAUACUUGGAGUACGAUGGGGGAGCUGUUGGGAAUCGGAACGACUACGGCGCUCGUGAGGAAGAAUGGAAUGUUGCUGCGAAGGCCAGGCUUUGUGAAUAUUAUAGGGGGCGCAGGACUUGGGGGGUUGGCGGGCAUUAUCGGGUAUAUGGGAUGGAGGUAUGGCGUGAAUGGAGGGCAUACAGACUGA
Molecule: messenger RNA, 525 nt
Organism: Aspergillus thermomutatus
Lineage: Eukaryota; Fungi; Ascomycota; Eurotiomycetes; Eurotiales; Aspergillaceae
Exons: 1
Coding region: 1-525 (174 amino acids)
Source: RefSeq, a predicted model, not a curated record